This is a messenger RNA of Danaus plexippus (monarch butterfly), 1002 nucleotides long. RefSeq names its product craniofacial development protein 2-like. The coding region runs from base 1 to 1002 and encodes 333 amino acids. Gene Ontology annotation, biological process: chromatin remodeling. Gene Ontology annotation, cellular component: nucleus. The record is from RefSeq and is a predicted model, not a curated record. NCBI's taxonomy places the organism in Eukaryota, Metazoa, Arthropoda, Insecta, Lepidoptera, Nymphalidae. The transcript has a single exon.
AUGAAUAUUUUCGUAUUACUACCGGCUAAUUCGGCUAAUCCGGCUGACGCCCGGCGCCACCAAUCCGGGUAUGGUGGUGUAAAAUAUACUACAGGCCAUGUGCAUGUGAAUCUGGCAUCACAUGGACACUAUGCUACUGAUAAGAACAAGUCAGUUCGACAGCCUCAUCGCAUUGGAACAUGGAAUGUACGUGGCUUAAAUCAACCUGGAAUGGAGCGAAAAGACAUCUGGAUAUUGGGACUCAGCGAUACCCACUGGACAGAUUCGGGUUAUUCUACUACUGAUCGAGGAAAUAAAAUCAAUUUCUCGGAGCCUAAAGAUGAACAUUCCAAAGGGUUGGCCUUUAUAGUACCGAUUAAUGUGGAUAAGUUUGUGUCAGGUUACAGACCAAUAAACGUUAGCAUUAUUGUCCUAACACUAAACACUGUUCCCUGUAGAAUAAACAUCAUACAUGUUUAUGCACCUACUGCACAAUCUACUGUGGAAGAGAUAGAAAAUUUCUAUUAUGCAGUGACAUCUGCACUAAAGGACAUGCCAAAGCGUGAAAUCACAAUAGUACUGGGAGACUUUAACGCAAAGGUAGGAACAAUUAGGGAUAAUGAACACCUGCGGCGAAUAGUAGGGAAGUAUGAAAUUGGUAAUCGACUUGAAAGGGGGGAGCGCUUGCUUCAAUUUUGUAGUGAAGAAAAUUUUACGGUUACUAAUACCUGCUUCAAGCAACAUAUACCACGACUUUAUACGUGGACCUCACCAUGCGGUAGUUUCAGGAAUCAGAUAGACUAUGUGCUUGUUCAAAAUCGUUGGCGGUCAUCUAUCCUAAACAUUAAAACAUUUCCUGGGGCAGACUGUGGAACUGACCGUCAACUAUUGGUUGCCAUUAUUCGACUUCGAUUAAAAACAAUUCGGAAGUUAACAAAUAUAACCUUUUUGAAACAUGUUGACCUAAAAAGUUUCAAAAAUGUCAUGGAAGUCAAAAUGCCUGAAUGUAGUCAGAGUCCGUGA